UUUGACAUUAGUUUAUUGAUUGUAGCUGUUUAAAAUGGUUGGCAGAAUUUGUAUGAUAUGGGAGCUAGGAAAUUUGGAAUAAUUCCAUCAGGAUUACUCGGCUGCUGUCCUUACUCCCGGGCUCUGAACAAAAGUUCAGGAGGUUGUAUGAAGGAAAUGAAUCAAUUUUCUAAAGCCUUCUACACCACUGUUAAUUCUAUCUUCCGCAAUAUGAGCUCACAAUUUCCAGAUUUUCACUAUUCUCUCGCAAAUAUUUAUUCGAUGACCAGAUCCGUCCUCAAGAAUUAUCGACUUCUUGGUUUCAAUGAGACAAAGAAAGCUUGUUGCGGAUCAGGAUAUGAUAAUGGUGAAGGGUUUUGUAAUAAAGAACAAAUGUCAAACCUGUGCGACAAUCGUGCGGUGCAUUUGUUCUGGGAUUUGUAUCAUCCAUCUCAGGCUGCUACCAAUUUUUCAGCCGCAACUCUUCUUUAUGGAGAAAGGCCAUUCGUCAGCCCCGUCAACUUCAGCACUUUGGCGGGGCUUAAAGCGUAACUAUGGACACUAGCCCGGAAAAAUGAUUCCGUGGAAACACAUAAAAAUUAAUGAAGUCAUAAAUAAAAGUAACUACAAGCAUCGCUUCAUAAUUAUUCUCUAUAUACGCGGUUUUAUAUUGUGAAAUCGUUGUACGAUUGGCUCAUUACAACAUUAUCAAAUACAUCUUUUUCUUUA
This is a messenger RNA of Mercurialis annua (annual mercury), 708 nucleotides long. Its product is annotated as GDSL esterase/lipase At2g23540-like. NCBI's taxonomy places the organism in Eukaryota, Viridiplantae, Streptophyta, Magnoliopsida, Malpighiales, Euphorbiaceae. Gene Ontology annotation, molecular function: hydrolase activity, acting on ester bonds. The transcript is spliced from 2 exons. The record is from RefSeq and is a predicted model, not a curated record. The coding region runs from base 58 to 531 and encodes 157 amino acids.